This is a messenger RNA of Coniosporium apollinis CBS 100218, 783 nucleotides long. Its product is annotated as 3-oxoacyl-[acyl-carrier protein] reductase. The transcript is spliced from 4 exons. The coding region runs from base 1 to 783 and encodes 260 amino acids. The record is from RefSeq and is a predicted model, not a curated record. NCBI's taxonomy places the organism in Eukaryota, Fungi, Ascomycota, Dothideomycetes. Gene Ontology annotation, molecular function: oxidoreductase activity, acting on the CH-OH group of donors, NAD or NADP as acceptor.
AUGGCUCCCGACAACAGCCUGAAGGGUAGACUUGCGCUCAUCACUGGAGCAUCUGGAGGUAUCGGCGCCGCAUGUGCGCGCAAACUCGUGCUCCACGACGUCGAUCUCGCCCUCACCUACUCGUCGAACCAGCUGGCGAUCGAAGAACUGGUGGCUCAGCUGCGGAAGGAUCAUGACUGCGAACGGCCUGAUGCUGGGCAUCUGCGCAUAUCUACCCAUAAGGUCGAUUUGUCCUCCGCGGAAGAGACCAUUCAACUGUGUGAGGAGGUGAGGAAGGCGCAUGGCCGGCCGGUGGAUAUACUAGUGUCUAAUGCAGGAUACGGCAAGCGGAUACAGAAUGUCUGGGAUAUUUCUUUGGAGGAGUUUGACAAAACUAUCAAUAUCAACCUUAGGUCAUCGUUUCUACUCGUCAAAGGCGUCGUAGAGGGCAUGAAGAAGCAAAAAUGGGGCCGCAUAAUAUUCAUGUCCUCCAUUGCGGCCUACGGCACUGGGCUGAACGGAUGCCAUUACGCAGCAUCCAAAGGAGGUCUGACGGGCAUGAUGAAGAACCUAUCCACUCGUCUGGCCGAGUUCGGGAUCACUGUCAACGAUGUCGCACCCGCGAUGAUAGGUGCUACAGGCAUGAUUCCUGAUGGAAACAUAGUCCCAGGUUUGGUGGACAGCAUCCCACUCGGCCGCCUGGGUAUACCGGAGGAAGUGGCGAACGUUGUCUUCAUGUAUUGUACUACUGGGUAUGCGACGGGCCAAAGCUUCCUGCUCGCUGGAGGGUUAAAUCACAAAUGA